GAGGAAGUCGGAAGCUGUCGAUUGUGCUACACCUUGGGCUCCGUUGUGGAGAGAGCGGGGUCAGCUCCCCAGUUUCACCAUGGUGAGCGAGGGGCUGCUCUCCACAGAUGGGGAGGAGUUGCUGGCCCUGUUGAGCGUGGGUUUGCUGCCCCCGUACGGGAAGGUGUGUCUGGUCUCGGAUACAGUGACCUAUAAUGAUGUCCAUGUCGACUUCACUCGGGAAGAGUGGGCUUUGCUUGAUCAUUCCCAGAAGAAUCUCUACAAAGAUGUGAUGCUGGAGACUUAUAUGAACCUCACUGCUAUAGGCUACAACUGGCAAGAUCAUAAUAUUGAAGAACAUUGUCACAGUUCUCAAAGACAUAAAAGGCACAAAAGAAGUCAUUCUGGAGAGAAACCUGAAUAUACUCAAUGUGUUAAAACCUUUGCAUAUCACAGUAAUCUUCAAAGGCAUCAAAGAAUUUAUACUGGAGAGAACCACUAUGAAGGUGUUCAGUAUGGUGAAGCCUUUGGAUGUCAGACCUUUGCUCAUCACAGUACUCUUCAAAUGCAUAAAAGAACACACACUGGAGAAAAACCCUAUGAAUGUAAUCAAUGUGGUAAAGCUUAUAUAUCCCAACACGGCCUCCAAAUGCAUGAAAGAACACAUACUGGAGAAAAACCAUAUGAAUGUAAUCAAUGUGGUAAAGCUUUUGCACAAUACAGUACUCUUCAAAUGCAUAAAAGAAUACAUACGGGAGAGAAACCCUAUCAGUGUACUCAGUGUGGUAAAGCCUUUGCAUAUCACAGUCAUCUUCAAAUGCAUGAAAGAACACAUACUGGAGAGAAACCCUAUGAAUGUAAUCAGUGUCAUAAAGCCUUUACACAACACAAUACUCUUCAAAUGCAUAAAAGAACACAUACUGGAGAGAAACCCUAUGAAUGCAAUCAAUGUGGGAAAGCCUUUGCAUAUCACAGCAAUCUUAAAAUACAUAAAAAAACACAUACUGGAGAGAAAUCCUACAAAUGUAAUCAAUGUGAUAAAACCUUUGAAUGUACGAGUAAUCUUUGAAAUCAUAAGAAAAAAUCAUCUGAAUGUAGUUAAUGUGGCAGAGUUUUGUAAGUCAUGGUUCUUGUUCUUUAUACAAUAAUAAAACUUUUAGUAUGUUGUUAGUCUGUUAAAGCCUUUGAAUAUAACAUUAGACUUGAGAAUAUGAAAAAAAGUCAUACCAUAGGGAAUCUGAAUAUAAAUGAUUUGGUAAGAUCUUUAGCAACCACACUUAAUUUCUAUUACACAAAAGUAUUUAUUAUGGAGAAAUCAGUGUGACAUGUGCCAACAAUCUGUUCAAGCAUUAUAAUGUGUACAUCCGUAAACUCACAUGAACAAAAGGCCUAUGAAUUUAAAUACUUCUCUUCAAUUAAAUGAGAUAAUGUUCCAGGUAUAAAACUUCAUGGAUGUGUAUUAGUGCCUUUUCUGUUGCUGUGAUAAAGCAACAUGUUUAAAUUUCAAGAUUUGUUUUGGUUUUAAUUAUGCCAUGUCACUGUUUCUUUGUGUGGGUAUGUUCAUGUUCAUUCUGGUUCCCAAGGUUUGACCCUUGGCACUGUUCAAGCAUUAUAAUGUCCCUCUUUAUUUUGUUUUCACCUACAAACUCACAUGGACAAUAGGCCUAUAAAUUUAAAUGAUAAUGAAAUCUUUUUUAUAUUUCAUACUUCAAUUAUAUGAGAUAAUGAAUCUAGGUCCAUGUAUAAUGAAUACAUGGACAUGUAUUAGUGCCUCUUCUGUUGCUGUGAUAAAGCAACAUGUUUAUGUGAACUUAUGCCAGGGUUUAAUUUGGCCCUUGGUUCUAGAGAAAUACAGGACCACUGUGAAAGUGACCUGGAAACAAGUGUCAAACAUGGCAGUUAAAAUAAGAAGCAAAAAAUUCACAUCAACCUGCAGCAUGAAGCAGAAAGGAUAAACUGGAAAUGGCGUGCAUAUGUAAAGGCCAACCCCAGUGACAUAUUUCUUCCAGCAGGGCAGAUUUCCCUAAAUCUUCCCAUAUGAUACCACAGAUUGAGAAUGAUUGAUUUCACUGACUUCAAGCCAACAUGUUGCUUUCUGUUACAUGAUCCAAUUCAUAAUGGAGAAAAACUCUGUAAACCUUUAAAUGCCUCAACACCUGUAUUACAGGAAUUACAAUAGAAAAACACAAGUGAAAAUUAGUUUCAGGAUUUGUUUUAAUUUAAUUAUGCCAUGUGACUGUGUCUUUAUGUGGGUAUGUGCUUGUGUGUUCUGGUUCCCAAGUAGGUUAGACCUUUGUAGCUUCUUGUAGCAGGAAUUAUUGAAAGUUGUCAAAACCUGACCUUGGUCCUGGGAAUGAACUUGCAUUAAGGGCUUGAUGAUGUCUCUAGCUCUGUAAAUAUUUUAAAGCUUUCUUUCUAUCAUCUUGAUAUCAGUAAAUAGGGAGGAAUUCAUACAAGAGAGAAACCUUAUUCAUGUAAACAAAUUUGUAAAGACUUUUGACAUCACAGUUGUCUUAAUUUCAAGGAAAAAAACUUAUUUCAUCUCUUUUUCAUUGUAGCCUUGAAGUAAAUAAUUAAUCAAGUCCAGUAAAGACUUAUGUGAGGAUCACAUUGUGGCUUCUAUUUUGCAAUAUGGGAGGUAGAUAUAAAAGUGUACUAUAUGUGUAGCAAAUCCAUUUAAUGAAUUUUGUAGCACAAGUUCUAAUAGGCAUUAGUAGUAAAGGCCCAGGAUAAGAUAGAAGGAAAAAAUACUAGAUUGAAACUCUAUGAACAUAAAGAAUAUGGCAAAGCCUUUUUACAUCACAGUCAUCUUCAGAUACAUAAAAGAACACAUACUGGAGAGAAGCCCUAUGAAUGUAAUCAGUGUGGAAAAGCCUUUGCACGUCACAGUACUCUCCAAAUACAUGAAAGAAGCCAUACUGGAGAGAAGCCCUAUGAAUCUAAUCAGUGUGAAAAAGCCUUUGCAUGUCACAGUAGAAUCCGAAAACAUGAAAGAAACCAUACUGGAGAGAAGCCCUAUGAAUGUAAUCAGUGUUGAAAAGCCUUUGCACGCCAUUGUCAUCUCCAAGUACAUAAAAGAACGCAUACUGGAGAGAAAUCUAAUGAAUGUAAUUAGUGUGAUAAAGCCUUUGCUUUGCUUACAGCAUAGUUAUUUUGAAGGUGCCUCAAUGCCUGUGUUAUAGGAAUGAAUGCUUAUAAGAGAGAAACUGUCAUGUGUGAAAAACUGUUUAAAGAGUUGUUUUAAUUGUAAUUAUGUGAUGUCAUAUGUUUGUGUGGGUACGUAAAUUUUUCAUGUUGGCUUCUGAGAAUGUUCGACCCUAGGAUCUUCUUGUAGCAAGAAUUACAGAAAGGUGUCAAAAAUUAGGCCUUGGUCCUAGGAAUGAAUAUUUCUUAAUUGCCC
Microtus oregoni (creeping vole) is the source of this 3379-nucleotide messenger RNA. Its product is annotated as zinc finger protein 120-like. Gene Ontology annotation, biological process: regulation of transcription by RNA polymerase II. Bases 80 to 1048 code for a protein of 322 amino acids. The transcript is spliced from 5 exons. The record is from RefSeq and is a predicted model, not a curated record. Gene Ontology annotation, molecular function: RNA polymerase II cis-regulatory region sequence-specific DNA binding; DNA-binding transcription factor activity, RNA polymerase II-specific. Lineage: Eukaryota; Metazoa; Chordata; Mammalia; Rodentia; Cricetidae.